UCUUGAAAUGGCGACCAAAAGAUGAGUUUACUCUUAUCUUUUCAACUAAUUUCAUUUAUUUCUCUUAAUUGUUUGUUGAAAUGGGGUUCUGUGAUGUACCUUCAUCAAUUUGAAAUUCAGUUGAUAUAUAACAUUGGUUGUGUCAAAUUGUGAGUAGAAUAACUACUAGUUUUUGUGAUCCUUUGCUUGCAGAUCCUUUUUCAAUGGCACCGCAGAAAGCUCUUAAAACAAUUGGGAAAAAUUUGAGUGCUCAGUAUGAAAGGUGGAAACCAAGGGCACGAUAUAAGGUCCAGCCUGAUCCUACUGUGGAUGAAGUGAAGAAACUUUGUAAUACAUGUCACCGAUAUGCCAAGUCUGAGAGGGUCCUAUUUCAUUAUAAUGGCCAUGGUGUGCCUAAGCCGACUUCUAGUGAAGCUUCAAUCUUGGUUUCAAUGCCCAAAUGGUAAAUGGGAGCUUGCAAAAAUAUUGUCAAUCUCAGGGACCGAAUCUGUCAUUGCAUUGCCUGAUGAGAAAGUUUUAAAGGUACAAACUGAAAGUUUGGUCCCAGCAAAUCCUGAUAUCCUUGAUGGUGUAGAUGAUCUCAUGCAGCUAAGUUAUCUAAAUGAGGAAAUCUUCCCGGUGCUGAGAAUCUGGUGUGUUUUUGUUUCUAUUAAAUCUUUAACUUGA
Humulus lupulus (European hop) is the source of this 666-nucleotide messenger RNA. RefSeq names its product myosin-1-like. The transcript is spliced from 4 exons. Gene Ontology annotation, cellular component: myosin complex. Bases 346 to 666 code for a protein of 106 amino acids. The record is from RefSeq and is a predicted model, not a curated record. Lineage: Eukaryota; Viridiplantae; Streptophyta; Magnoliopsida; Rosales; Cannabaceae. Gene Ontology annotation, molecular function: cytoskeletal motor activity; ATP binding.